Messenger RNA from Nothobranchius furzeri (turquoise killifish), 3801 nucleotides. RefSeq names its product AKT1 substrate 1 (proline-rich) (gene akt1s1). Gene Ontology annotation, cellular component: cytoplasm. NCBI's taxonomy places the organism in Eukaryota, Metazoa, Chordata, Actinopteri, Cyprinodontiformes, Nothobranchiidae. Gene Ontology annotation, biological process: negative regulation of TOR signaling; negative regulation of protein kinase activity; neurotrophin TRK receptor signaling pathway. The record is from RefSeq and is a predicted model, not a curated record.
UUUUUAUAGUAAAUAUAUCACAAAGUCCUCAAUUCAAUGAAAUAUUUCAAAGCAAUGCCGCUUUUAUUUUGUUAUCCUCACCGGAAACGCUUUGAAUAACGUUGCUAGCUUGCUCCCACUGGUAUCGAGCCUGGCUAGGGGAGAGGAACUGUGGGAUAGGGCAGAAUACGGGUGGGUAAAAGAAGAUUAAGCUGGGUUAACAUCUGGCAACGCAGACGAAAGAAACGGAGCAGGGGUCACCAGCAACUUGGCAACAUCUCUUCUCUCCCCUGGCUCCAUUGUGCAAGGACAUCGCAUAAAUCAUCACAUUCAAAAGUCACAGAGUGCCUCAUUUCCUAAUAACGUCACCCUGCUUCUUCAUCUGUGCAAAACAUAAUCUGCAAACUACGCCAGCAAGAAGAAACUAAUAAAGUACAUCUCAGCUACCAAAGUCAGUGUUGCAUCAAGUUUAGAUCAGUUGUUCUGAAAAACUAACUUUCAAAACUUCUCAUAGUGCUACUCAGUUAUCUCACAAGGCCAAUUCAAGUAGGAUUUUUGUUUUAAAUAAGUACUUUGCACCAUUAUGGCCUCCACGAUGCAUUCGUCCGAGCCAGACAUCCCAGACAACCACAAAGAGAGUUGGCUGGCUUUACUUUCUGCUGCAGAAAUAUACAGCCAGAAAUCUGGCUGUGACCUGGCCAUACUCACAGCCUGCAAGAAGUUCCGGCCGCCAGCUGGAGAAGGGGAAGGAGUGAAAAAACAGGAGAGCGGCACCACCUUUCCGAGGGAGUGUGAUUUCUCCUAUAAUGUGUGGGGUCAGAGCUUUCUGGCUGAAUCGGCACGCCGCUACAUGGACGACAUCGGAGUGCUGCAUUCCACGACCAUGCUAACAGCCCAAAAGCAUGCUCGCCAAGCUGGGGAGGAUGGAGGAACCAAGCUGAUGGUUGACUUGACCUCUGACCCCGGACAGAGAGGGUUGCAGAGCUUUACAGGCGAUGCGGGAGUGGGCGGAGUCAGUCCAAACGGCAGGCUUUACCCUCAAAGCUACCCUUCGAUCUACAGCUCAGACACAGCGGCCGUGCAUGGCGGUGGGCAAAACUGUAACCGAGAGAAGGGUCGGGAGAGGAGUGUGCUGGACAUAGAGCAGGAGAGACAAACGUCAGGGAUAGUGGAUUUGGAAGAAGAGGGUGAGGAGGUGGAAGAGGAGGAGGACAUGGAUGAGAGGCGACCCUAUGGGAAUGAAAGUGCCGGUGUAUUCUCUAUGGACGAGGACUCUAUUUCUCGGGACUGUGAGCCCUUCUUUGAAUCUGACGGGGAGGAGGAGAGCACUGAUGGCUCACUGAGUGAGGACGCCCCUCCACCACCUCGGGGCAUGGCCAUGGGUCAGUCUGCGUUCUCGUCUCGUCACGCCCACCACAUGGCUUUGGCUCGCUCCCUGCCUGUGUCUGUUCCAGUGUGGGGCUGCAAAAGCAACAGAGCUGCUCAGGGAGACAGCAACAGUGGUGAACGGGUGGGCUGUGCCGAUCUGGAGCACAUCGCCGCGAGUAUGAAGGCCCUGUUGGUCCCUGGAGCCACCGAUGGGACGGAGAUGUUUGGUGCACUGCCACGGCCUCGUCUCAACAUGGGCGACUUCUCGCUCAAGCACUGAGCAGGGAGAGGGGUGAGGCAAACAGAGAGAGGGACAGAAAGAAACCCUGAAUAAUCUGGAAAAUGUGACGUUCAGUAUGUGAAACAGUGUAAAAACUAGUACCUCCAGUUAUUAUAUUGAUCACUAACCAAAAUAAAUGGCACACGCUUUACAGGAGAAACAAAAUGUUAUCAACACUAAUAACAUUUGCAACACUACCAACCCCCACUGUCUCAUAACAUUUCACAAUACUGGCUUCUACCAACCGCAACACUAGACGUGGAAUGAGCCUCGGGUUGUGUGGCCCACAGCACAGCUGGGACUCUGGGACUGGAUGAGAAGUGGUGUGACCAAGUCUUGGGAUGUUCUUACUACCUGUGAUGUCAUGAGGUCUUUGAGAGAAAAGAUGACGUUGUGGCUGCUUCAUGGUCAGGUCUGGUGCUCCUGCAGCUACUUGGAGAUCAUUUCAGCUCUAACGCAGAAAUCUUUAGGAGAAAUGUGGCAAAUAAUUGUUAUUUCUUUUGUUAAGAAAAACGGUAUUUCUUCCUAUUUUUCAGAGAUUGAUAGAAAAACCUAAAUGUUGGGAAGCUAGAAUCAAAAACGUGCAAACUAUCUGGGAUUUAAAUCCACUAAAAUCACACAUCGUCGCCUUUAAAGCUCCGUAACUGGUGGGUAAAUGCGUGCAGACAUUUAAGAAAGGCGAGUCAUUCUGCUCAUGUCGUUUUAUGUUUUUCUCGCUGCCAAAAAUGGCUGAUUACUCGACUACGGUUUAAGAAGUGGCUGGUUUAAAAGUUACUUCUUCAAAAAUAUAAAACAGCUGUAACCUUACCUUUAAAUGUCAGCUUCAGUGUGUUACAUUUAAGUCAUGAAACCCCUAUUGUGCGAGCUUUAAACGGGACUUUAGUUGACGUUUGAACACAAAACCUGAGAUUCAUGACUGGUUUUUGUAAUCUGCCGACAUGUUUGAGACGAUUCCUGCUUUUACACGCCUGACUGAAAUGAACAAGUCAGUUCUAUUGAGUUAUGGUACAUAAACCAGGUGAUGGAGCUGGGAAAUGUGUGAAACUGGUGCUGAUUGCCAAUUUAAAAAUUCUUGGAAUCAUUUGACUGGGUAUGGAGUUAUACUUGGAGCAAAAACACGCUUGAGCAGCUGUAAGAACCUUGUUUGUAAUUUAAACACCAGAAGUUUUUAAAUCUCAAAUGAACUAUUUUUGAAAGCCAACUAUUUUAUAUUGCCCCUUAUUUAACGCCAGCAUAUAGGGGAGUGGAUUUCUUUUCCUUAAACCAAAAUAAAAUAAAAACACAACCUUUGUGAAGAUCAGUGAGGCUGAUAUAAUGAAAUACCUUCUCUUAGCAGGUUGCAAAUGAAGCCAAGCUUUGGGAUUUUGCUGCCAAAUGAACAAGGAGGAUAAAUAUAUCAGGUCUAUUAAUAACAUGUUUUCUCACAUUGUUCAUGAAGUAAAAACUUAUUAAAGAUUAAUCUGUAACCAAUGUGAGACCUCGACAAGCAGAAAAACACCAAAAACUUUAAUUUAUCGGCAGAGUAAGAAAUUGCUCAUAAUUGUAAUUUAAAAACAUUGAUUAGUCAUAGAAAUCAGAACCCUGCGUGGGUCCAGCUUCAUGUUUAUUUAGAUAUCAGAGCUGAAGGGUAUUUUUGUUUGCAUCAAUCUGUUGGAUUUAAAGUAAUUUUACCAAAAUUCUCUGUUUAAAAAGAUAAGUUCUGUCUUUGUGUUUCAGUUCCUGCUCAAAAAUAACAAUUUAGUCAUUUUUGUCAUCUCCAGUCAGUUAUCAGCUCAGGUGACCAACAGGCUCUGUGUGUUUUCUUCUACGGAGCAGAAAGAUGGCGGGUUUAACAUGAAACUUAUGGCUUUUGUAAAUGUGAGCAGAAGACACCAGCACCUUCUCAUUACAUGCCUACUUUUUAAUUUCUCCAGUGAAUGACUGACUGUCAGAAUGAUUGUAAACCAAUUCUGCUUUAUAGGUGAUGGUAUUCAUUUUUGUUUCAUUUGCUUGAAUGUGUUGUUGAAAUGCCUGAAAGAGAGAGAGAGAGAGAGAGAGAGAGAGAGAGAUUCUGUUAGAGUAAGAGAGAGAGAGAGAUGGUUUAAAAGUCUACCUGUUUGAUAUUUCAAAAAUGGUUAAAUGUUCCGUUAAGUACUUUUAUGUUUCAAAUAAAGGAGCAACACCAAGAGGAAAGA